UGCUAGUAAGAGAUAGAGUGAGAGAGAGGAGAUAGAGAUUUUAGAGAGAGAAACAGGUCACCAGAGAUAGAGAGAGAAGGUGAGAAGAAACCGAACGCUCCAAAACCCACGUAGGGAAGCGAGAUUUUAGAAAGAAACAGGUCACCAGAGAGAUAGAGAGAGAGAGAGAGAGAGAGAGAGAGAUCGGGCAAACGAAACAAGCAAAGCCUAUUUCCCCGUCCUCACACUAAAAAAAUCGACUUGCUCGUUUAGCUCUCCAUCACUCUUCUCCCUGCCUCUCUCGCCGCCCGGCGGCGGAUGAGCGAUUGCCUCGUCGCCGCAUCCGGCCGAACUCAGGAAUCGCGCCGAGCAUGGCGAGUAUUGCGCGCGGCAGAUCGCGGCGCAGGGGAGAGAGCGGCGGGUCGUCCGAGCGGAAUGCAGCGCAUUCAGCAGUUCCCACCGUCGAUCACCAUGGGGUUGUGCCUUUGAGGAAACAAGCAACUUACACUGGGAUACUCUCUGAUUCCCUGUUCUCUGCUGGAAACAGGCAAAGUAAAUCAAGAAAAGCCAGUGUUGUACCGAUGAAAAUGCUAAUAGAUGAAGAAUUCUCAAAAGACGUCAAUGCUAGGCACAUCUCACCAGGUGCUGUAGGGAGACUAAUGGGUCUUGAUUCACUUCCUUCAUCUGGAACCCAUAAUCAGCAGAGAUAUACUCAAAGUCAUGCACCAAACACUUCAGCUGGUAGUUCUCAUGAUCUACAUGGUUUAUAUGAAGACAUUCCACAUAGGAGAAGUUCAGAUGAUAUCAAAGACGUUUUGGAAGUUAUGGAGGCUGCAAAUCCAAAGAUGCACUGGAGCCCAAGAUCUAGAAAUGGAAAUACAAGUUCCAGAUCUGACAAGAUGGACAGUGCUGAUAUAGAUUUCAUAAGGCAGAAAUUUAUGGAUGCUAAGCGUCUUUCUACUGAUGAAUCCCUUCAUAUGUCAGAAGAGUUUAAUGAGACACUUGAUGCAUUGGUAUCUAAUAGUGAUCUUCUGCUGGAAUUUCUUCAAAAAUUUGACCCUGUUGUCAGAAGGGACCUGCAUAAUCACAGUUCACCAUCCUCUACCGCAAACUGCAUUACAAUAUUGAAACCAUCUCGAAGAAAUCAAUAUAGUGGCGUGGACAAUAUUUAUCCACAAGCUACUGAAAGCUUCUUCAACAUGCAAAAGGAAGUGAAACAUUCUUUGAGGAAGCCAUAUUCGAAUGUGUCCUCUCAAUCCCUAAAGCAAGAGUCUGGUUCAUUGAGGCAGAAGCUGUCAAGGUCAAGACGCCAGGAGAACACCGACAAACGAGCCUGCCCCACUCGGAUCGUUGUCUUGAAGCCAUGUCUUGAGAAAGCUCAUGGUAUUGAAGGAGCCUUUGACCUAAAUCAUAAAAUCCCUCAUUCUGAUUAUAGAAGGCACAAGGAAUCUCAGGAUGUUGGUAGAUGGAAUUCGUAUACUGAAGAGUAUAUGUGUCAGGUGUCCCUAGGAGAUUCUGAAAAAUCAGGCCAUAUGGGGAAGGGAUCUAGAGAAAUUGCUAGGGAGAUCAGAAAACAAAUGAGAGCUGCUAGGGGUGGAAGUAGGAAACAUGAUGUCGAACCAGAGACCAGAACUUUUGUUUCGGAUGAAAGGUCACAAUUCCUGUCAUCUGUUACUAAGCUCAAGACUUCAGAGGCAUUCUAUAGAUCCUCUGAGCUAUGUGAUGCUUGGGCUUCUUCCAGCUUCAACUCUUCACCAACAUAUUCAAUUGAAACAUCAGUAAGCAAGGAGGCAAAGAAAAACCUCUCUAACAGAUGGAAGAAGACCUAUCAGUGUCAGCAUCAAGUAACUGAUAAUGAUGGCUUCAGCACGCUUGGGGAUAUGCUUGCUCUCUCCGAUCAGGAUGCAUCAAAAGUUGCUAUCCACAAAAUGGCACACUGGAAAUGCCCAAAGGGAGAAGUGCAGAGAGAGAGAAUGCAGCACUCAAUCAUCUAUCCUCUUGGCAUCAGCAGCAAUGAUGGUUGGAGAGAUGUGGCUACAAGUAAUUUGACAAGAUCCAAGUCUCUUCCAUCAUCCUUCAGCCACGGAGUUCAAAAGUCGAACAACAGAAAAAGAAUUGGUAGUGGUAGGCAUAAUGAUUUUUCUAUGCUUAAAGAUGUUCUUAAGGUGGGACCCCACUACUCUGAACAUGCAUGCUGUAGCAGACAAAGACAAUCUCUGAAUAGAGGUUCUACAUUUCAUGGUGAUGAAUCUGAUAUGAUGUCCCCAAAGAAUGAGGAAAGAAUGAUAAUUGAACGUGAGAUACACGUAAAUUAUGAGGAACCAGCUAAUGAUAUUGUCAUGCCAGUUACAUCUGAACAGUCACUACAACAUGCAAAUCUUGACCAUGAACUAGAUGCAGUAGUUUGUUGGGAUACUAGUUCUGCAGUCCCUGGCCAGAAUAAAGAGCCUCUGUCUCCUGCUGGACAGAACAAUCAAAUGCUUCAACAGCCAGCAACGGCAUUUGAUGACCGCCUUAUUGUCCCUGAGCUCGAUGAUUUGGUGACUGAGGAUGAGCAGAUUAAAUACCAUCGAGCUGAUGAUUCCCCAGUUGUGUAUGAUCCCCAGAUAGAAUCAGCAUUUCCUGUGGGGAUUGAUCACCACCAAGGGGAUGACAAUGAAAACCUUUGUAUUCCACCAAAUGGAUCAGUAUCACCAAUGAGCUCCAACAAAGAUGACCAGCAAAGUCCAGUGUCUGUUCUUGAAUCUUCCAUGGAUGCAGAAGAUGUUUACUCAGGAGAUUUUGAGAAAAUCAGCACGGAUCUUCAAGAACUCAGGAUGCAACUUCAACUUCUCAAGAGGGAGGCUACGUACAGCAGAGAUGACACCGAGCUUUUUAUAUUGAGUGAUGCUGAGAUGACAUGUCAGCCACUUCCCGAAACGGAGGAAUCCCAUGCUUUUACUUUUAGGGAUGACGAAGAAAGGGAUUUUUGUUACGUGCAUGAUAUGCUUACCAAUUUGGGCAUUCAUGCUGCUAACCAGGAAGAGCUGCUUAACAACUGGUACUUAUUGGAGUGCCCUGCGGACCAUGAUUUAUAUGGUGAACUUGAAAAGAAGUACAGCAGCCUCAUUUUAUGGCCACAACCUGAGAGGAAGCUUUUGCUCGAUAUCACAAAUGCUGUUCUUGCGGAUAUAAUCACAUCUCUAAUGCAGUGUGGCUCAAAGGCAUCUUUCAAAAGGUGGUCGCCCAGAUGGGAUCAGGAGGGGUUUGUUGAGAUGGUGUGGCAAAGGGUGGUCCAAUUACGACAAGAAAUGGAGUUUAAUCAGGAAGGCCUAUUCUUGGAUGUAGAGUGGGUUGGUUCUGAAGACGGCACCUAUCUGGUCGGGAGCGAUAUUGGGAAUACUGUGCAAGAAGAACUCCUUGAGGAAAUCAUAUCUGACUUCCUGGGGGUGACCAAAUCCUUCAAUCUCUGUGGCUAGAAAUGGCCAAUGUUCGCACUUGUAGCCAUUAUAAGCAUAUGUAUGGAUCGGUGGCUGGUGACCUCCGGUGAAAAGGGAGCCUUCAAUGAACUGCUGAAGAGUGUUAAAGAACUCGGGAAAAACACCCCAUGGCUCCUGAAGUGCAUAAGCUAUGAUGGCUGUUAGGUAGGUAACGAAUCAUCAGACAAUUGGGAUCUCGGUUGGACCUGGUUGAACUCCGAAAAGGUGGAUUUUUCGUUUUGCAUAAUGCCGGAAUAGAAAUGUACAAUUUUAGUACAAAUAAUUGUGUAUUAAUCUUCGCUGGCAUUUAAUAUAUUUGUUACAUACAAUAAUGUUAAGCUUAGUUCUUGCA
Messenger RNA from Phragmites australis (common reed), 3789 nucleotides. RefSeq lists its product as uncharacterized. The record is from RefSeq and is a predicted model, not a curated record. NCBI's taxonomy places the organism in Eukaryota, Viridiplantae, Streptophyta, Magnoliopsida, Poales, Poaceae. The transcript is spliced from 5 exons. The coding region runs from base 351 to 3437 and encodes 1028 amino acids.